Symbiodinium necroappetens is the source of this 1282-nucleotide messenger RNA. The record is from the annotation of a GenBank genome assembly. Lineage: Eukaryota; Dinophyceae; Suessiales; Symbiodiniaceae.
AUGCUUGGCUCGGAAGGUGACUUCGGCAAGGGCUGCCACGCGUCUCAAGAGAAAGACGCGAUUCCUCCGUCUUCGGGUCUUUUGGAUUGUGGAGCAACAGCCUCUGCAGGUCCGGAGGCCAGUGUGCAAAGGCUCAUUGCAUCUGUCAUUGAGCAGGACCAAGGAGCCACGAUCACUAUCGAUCAGUCCCGUCGCCCGUAUUUCAGGUAUGGCUCUGGGGCUUGGGGUCGUGCACUUUAUCAUGUCACUAUCACCUCCAAGGUUAGCGGCUAUGAGAAGCAGUUUGGGGUCUAUGCACUGCCGAAUCCUCCAGAGUUCGUUGAGCCUUGGUUCCGCCCACACAUGUUGGUUCCUAUCUUGGUAGGCAUGAGUCACAUUGGACCCGAGGGCGCAGGCAUGAUCAUUGACUUUAAUGAUGGUUCCUUCUUGAAUGCAGCCGACAUAGCUAACAAACGUGAGCUACCACCAGAAGAAGCACGCCACCUACCCACAAACUCGAAAGGUCACUACAUCCUCGAUAUCGCGACGUACCUCACGGGAGGCCAGACCUGCAAGUCUGGGCAUUGUUCAGUUGUUGUGAAGCAGUCAGUGAUGCCCGUUUCUACCGAGAGUGAGCCGUACCCUCUACCGGGCACUGAUGAAGAUCUUCCCCUCAAGUUCAUGUAUGCAAUUGAGAUGUUGGGUGCUGUGGUAGGAGAGGGCGUGGAUCUUGAUGUGAGCUCUGAUUUCCGCAAGAAUGCUUUGAGCAGCAUGUUGCAGAAGCACUUGAAUGCAAGCUCAUCUUCAACAGAUCUUUCCAGCUCGAGGAUGAGCGGGCAGUCUAGACCCUCUCCUCAUUUCGACAACGUCGUCUUCUCGGACAACCAUGGCUCCAAAGAAGUCCUCACUUCCGGAGUUGGACUACGACCGGGCAGUGGGCCCGGACACGCGAGACCCAAGGGCCUUGCGGACGCAGUGGCCAUGUUACGGCGAACAGCCGGAGCUUUCGGAUCCGACAGCAAGACCGAGAAUUUCCCCACCAUCCGGAAGGCGCUGGCGCAGCUUCGCGAGGACAUCGGAGAUGUUCAGCCGGAAGGCGAGAUGGUGAAGGUUGCGAUCGACUUGGAGUAUGCAAAGAAUCGGUACCAUCAGCUGAUCCAGCGGUUCGAUCGCAAGAGAGCUGUGUCCACGAUGCCGGCGGCCAAGGGAUCCAGCACAUCAACUACGGUGUCGAUGGCGGCUCGACCAUCGGCCCAUCCCAGCUUGAAGGGCGGCUACAAGGAGAAGAACCCCUCCGAGGACG